Messenger RNA from Dermatophagoides pteronyssinus (European house dust mite), 2636 nucleotides. RefSeq lists its product as uncharacterized. The record is from RefSeq and is a predicted model, not a curated record. Lineage: Eukaryota; Metazoa; Arthropoda; Arachnida; Sarcoptiformes; Pyroglyphidae.
UUCAAAAUAAAAAAAAAAUUCAUGAUUUCAAUAAAAAAAUUGAACGUGAAAAAAUAAACAUUGAGAAUAUGGAUAAAGUCGUUAAAAAGGCCAAACAACGAAGUAAAAUAUCAUCAUCAUCAUCAUCAAGGAGAAAACGGAAUCAAUCCAAAACAAUUGAAACCGAAUCAGAUGAGGAUACACAAUCAUGGAGUUUUUCGCAGUCAUAUUCGGAUCAACCAAAAACAUUUGAUUCACCAAGUUUUUCUCUCACCGAAAAACCAAUGGGAAAAAUAGAUCCAUUAAUAAAAAAACCAAAAAGAACACCACCGAAAACAGUAUCGAUGAAAAGAUCAAUAAGAGCACAAUCGAAACCAGUAUCGAGAAAAACGUCAAUGAGAACACCACCGAAACCAGUGUCGAGAAAAAGGGCAAUGAGAACACCAUCGAAAACAGUAUCGUUAAGAAUACCAAUAAGAUCAACAAAAUCAGAAUCAGUUACACCAAUAAGAUCACCAUCAAAAACAGCAUCAGUAAGAAGACAAAAAGGAUCACCAUCAAAAACAGUAUCAAUAAGAAGACAAAUAAAACAAACAUCAUCAAAAACAAGAAAAAUGGAUAAAAACCCUACGACUACCAAAUUGAAAACGAUUUUAUCGAAAAUCAAAAUAAGACCACAUUUAUCGAAAAAUAAAUUAAAAUAUGAAUCGAAUAAAACACAGCUAUCAUCCCCAUCAAAAACCCGAAAAAAACCCGGUAGUAAAAAAAAUAAAACACUGCAAUCAACACCAUCAAAAACAACAAAACAAGCAAGGAUAAUCAAACAAAGCAAAGAUAAUAAAAUAAAAGGAUCGAAGAUGAAAAAAACGAUCGACAAGAUAAAUAAACGAAAAAUUUCCGAAACAAAAAUACCACCGAAAUCUAUCUAUGACAAAGCAAUUAGUAAACAAGUGAAACGUUUGACAACUCGAAGUGAGUUGAAUGCUAUCGCUGAAUUAUGCUUAAAAUUGAUGAGAUUUACGCCAAAAACAAUGAGUACUGACAAAUCAAAAGAAAAAAGUACAAGAAUAUAUAAAUCUCCAAUAGGAUUAAUUAAAAGAUAUGAAAUAAUUGAAGCAUCAACAACAGCCAAACCAGAACAUAUGAAAGAUACCAUUAAACGUGAUAUAACUGUGAUGAAAAUUCAGAUAACGGAAACGAGAGAAAAACCAAAAGAUGAAGAUAUUAAAAAAACCGAACUACCACCAUCUGCAAUCACACCACCGCCACCACCUACAAUUACACCAUUAUCUUCAAAAACAUCACCACCGCCUACAAUUACACCAUUAUCUUUAAAAACAUCACCACCGCCUACAAUUACACCAUCAUCAAAAAAAUCACCACCACCACCCCCACCACCAACACCCACAAUUACACCACCAUCACUGCCAUCACCACCUGAACAAACGAUUGCAAAACUGCCAGAAAUCAUUGUGCCUGCAAAAGAUGAGGAAAAACAACAAUUAAAAAUUAUCGAUCCGUUUGGCGAAAGAAAUUCAUUAUCCUAUCGUCGACUCGAAGAUUAUGAAAAUAAAAAUGAAUUAGAUGCAUCAGGUGGAUUGUCAAUGCGUUUUAAUCCAUAUCUUGAAGGUCGAUGUUUCUAUGAAAAACUUUAUCAACAAAAUUUAGAUGCAGUGGUUGAAGUAAUACCUGGGUUAAUUGACGAGGAAUUAACUUAUACUCCUUCCAUAUCAACGGUUGAUCCAAUAGCACAAUCAUCACUACCAUCAUCAGUACAGCCAAUAUUAUCAUACACACAACCAGGUUUCAAAUGGAUUGGAGAACAAAUCAUGGUUGACACAACGAAAACUCAGAGCGUCAUUGAUGAACCAAUUAUGGUUGAGACGGCGAAACCUUUGCAUGUUAUUUAUGCACCAACAAUGGCUGAAACAACAAAAACUUCGAACGUUAUUAUUUCACCGGCAAUGGGUGAAACAAUGAAAACUCCAAACAUCAUUGAUGUUACAGAGAAAAAAGAAGGCACACAAAUGUCAGCUUUUGGUGAACGAGAUUCAUUAUUUUAUCAUAACCCAUACAGUUAUCCGAUUUAUGAUCAAGAUGAUACAGAAAUUUUGUUUAAUCCAUAUUUGAAAGGAGUAUCAUUCAAUUCAUACUACGAUCCGGGUGAAUUGGAUAAAUUGAUCGAAAUCGUUCACGGAUCCAAUUAUAAUGAUGAAAUCAAUGUUGAUCAGACAGUAGACAAUUCGGUUCAACAAAGUUUACUGAAAUUAAAAAGAGAAAUCAGCACUCCCAAAGUUUUUGAACCAAUGAUUGUUCCUAGAAAACAAAAACAGCCAGAAAAACAGCAACAACAACAAUAUCAAUCAUUAUCAAAAAUUAUACGUAAAGAAUCAGGUCAAAAUCUAACACAGCCCAUAAAAAAAUCAUCAUUAAUAUCAUCUAAAUCUCCAUUGCCAUCAACGAUAGAGACUAUCACUACCGAAACACAUACCAAUGAAGUGAUUACACUUGAAAUAAUCGUUGAAGCAUUGCCAGAAUCAAAAUCAAAACAAAAACCAUAAACGAAUGAGAUAUUGAAAUAAUCAUUAAAACAUUUUACAACAUCAAUAUUAUUUUGUUCACAGGUCAUGUUCUAAUUGGAAAUUUAAUAAAAAAAA